AACGUCUCUGAUAAUAAACCGAAAUGUGUUGACGUCAGGCGUACAACACCAAGACAACUGAAACAAUAUCAAUCGAAACGUGGUCACCUCUUCUCGUCAACAUCCCCGCCAACUUCAACGACAACCACCCUCACAGAAUCCGAUCAUCAUAAAGCUUUAUUCAAUCAUGCCAUAUCUGAAAAAAGUAAAACCACAGGGAAUUUUCACACUACCGGAGGGAAAUCUGCCCAUGCUCAACAACCCCAACAAAUACAUCCCGGUGAUUUAGCCUCCUCUUUAAUACGUACAGCAAGCCUACAUUUGAAAACAACCCUGUCACGAUUAAAACGAUCGAAUAGUGGACAUACAAGUAAAUCGUUAGAUAAUUCAAUGCAUACGACGAAUACUACCACGACUACUACGAUUAGUAAUACUAACAAAACGACGACUGCUGCUGACGACGAAACAUCUCUACGUCGUAGUUCUAUGCCAUAUGAUCAGAAAUCAAUAAAAACUAUUACAAAAUAUUAUGAACGACAGUCAUCAAAUCAUGACGAUGAUGAUGAUGAUGAAUUAUCACCUGGUUGUACAAAAUGGUCUACACGACUAGGUCCUCCGCCACCGUGUACUCUGAGUACGCCGAUUGUCGCCUCAUCAAUUCAUAGAAACACUUGUCCAAAAUGUACCACCUCGAUGGGAACUUAUGCUACUACAAUAACCACAGUCUCCGCUGGUACACGAGCGCUGGCAAGUGAAAAUAAAGAUUCGUCAUUAUCGCAUCCAUAUACCUCUAUAACUACAACUACCCACACUACUAAUAGUGGCAAUGUAAGUAGUGCAUUUUAUUCAUUGCCUACAUGUGAAUCAAAUGAGAUUAAUCUUUUAGCUGAUGAUUGUAUAGAUUUUGGUACACUUGGUCGGAUUAAUUUUCGUACAGGUAGUUUUAUGGGUCGUUAUCCAAACUAUUCACGAUCGAAUCAACUUCAACAGUAUUCCCGUGGUCAAAAUACAAGCCAUAUACAACAACAACAACAACAACCACAACAACGUCCAUCUGAUUAUCGACCACUUUACUUGUCAGUUCAACCGCAAACAUCCUCCUCCUCGGGGAAUACAACACGUUCUGCGCCUUCACCAAGUCUUUCAUCAAUCACAUCAACACAAGGCGUAUUAGUAUUGUCUUCAUCGUCACCUAGUGGUAGUUAUCAUCAAGACGCAUAUCAACACCAGGUGAAUCAAUGUCUUCAACAGAAUAAACCAAUCGCCUUGAAGACAUCGUCUGCUUCAUCGAUUACGGUUGCAGGAUCAUCGUCACGUUCAUCCAGAAAUUAUUCUUUACAUUAUCCACAGGCAAUUGAUAGUGUUGUUGCCUUCGGUGGUGGUGGUGUCGGGGGUGUUGAAGACUAUUCAAUACCUGUUCAACAUGAGGAUAUUUUAUCUGUAUCAAGUAGAAAUCCACAUCGUGAAUUAGAUCCAAUCUUGGCACGUCUUCUAUCAGAUGUUACCAGUAUUGAUGAGUAUAGAUCAUCAUUACAACCUCAUG
Trichobilharzia szidati is the source of this 1522-nucleotide messenger RNA. Lineage: Eukaryota; Metazoa; Platyhelminthes; Trematoda; Strigeidida; Schistosomatidae. The record is from the annotation of a GenBank genome assembly.